Messenger RNA from Staurois parvus, 351 nucleotides. NCBI's taxonomy places the organism in Eukaryota, Metazoa, Chordata, Amphibia, Anura, Ranidae. The record is from the annotation of a GenBank genome assembly.
AGAAGGAGAAGGAUGAGAAGAAGGAGAAGGAGAAGGAUGAGAAGAAGGAGAAGGAUGAGAAGAAGGAGAAGGAUGAGAAGAAGGAUGAGAAGAAGGAUGAGAAGAAGGAGAAGGAGGAUGAGAAGAAGGACACGGUUGAAACAGCUGUAUGGAGUGAGUUGAAACAGCUGUAAGGAGUGAUUGUCCCAGAACUGUCAGAAAUAGUCUAUUUCUGACAGUUUCUGGGACAUUCACUCCAUACAGCUGUUUCAACCGCUGUAUGGAGGGAAUGUCAUGGAACUGUCAGAAAUAGACUAUUAAAUGACAGUUCUGGGACUGUCCUUCCAUACAGCGGUUGAAACAACGGAAGUA